AUGGCUCGUGACGGCAGCAGCAUGUUUUCCUUGCUCGCCAUCUGCAUGUGCCUGUGGGCACUCAGCAGCCAGCUGAGCUUUGUGAACUCGCCCGUCGCGAAUCGCGAGGUCAAUGCGGCUGCAGCUGCGGCGGUGCAGUACGAAACGGAUAUGCCCGCUGAAAACGGCGUCUACCCCGUGGGCAACGCCAAGCGAACUGCGCCCUAUGGCGAGCGUGACCCCCUGCCGGAGGGUUACGGCAUCCGCACUGGCCUGUCGGACUUGCUGAAGCCCCUGAAUGCCGAGGCAGGCGUUGUUGCGAAGGAGGACAGCAUCCCGACCGUCUUGGUGAUGGUGACUGGCAUCGUCAUGCUUUUCCUGUUCUACUUGCUGCUGCUGCUCCUCGACAACCAGUCCGUUCUGCUGCCGCCGGAGGAUGAGUUCGACGAGUAUGUGCAGAACUUCCUCCCCUACUUCUUCUUCGGCGAGAAGCAGAUUCUCCGAAAACAGGUUGACACCCUGACCUUGCAGAUGGCGCGCAGCUCGCUGGGCGCUGAGCAAAAGUCCUUCGUCGCUGUGGUCGUUGGUUGCCUGAGCGCAUGGGCCGUGUGCCAGUGCUUUGUGAGCUCGCCCGUCGCGAAGCGCCAGGUCAAUGUGGCUGCAGCUGCAGCGGUGAAGUACGAAACGGAUAUGCCUGCUGAAAACGGCGUCUACCCCGUGGGCAACGCCAAGCGGACUGCACCCUAUGGCGAGCGUGACCCCCUGCCGGAGGGAUACGGCAUCCGCACUGGCCUGUCGGACUUGCUGAAGCCCCUGAAUGCCGAGGCAGGCGUUGUUGCGAAGGAGGACAGCAUCCCGACCGUCUUGGUGAUGGUGACUGGCAUCGUCAUGCUUUUCCUGUUCUACUUGCUGCUGUUGCUCCUCGACAACCAGUCCGUUUUGCUGCCGCCGGAGGAUGAGUUCGACGAGUACGUGCAGAACUUCCUCCCCUACUUCUUCUUCGGUGAGAAGUGA
Messenger RNA from Symbiodinium sp. CCMP2592, 993 nucleotides. The record is from the annotation of a GenBank genome assembly. NCBI's taxonomy places the organism in Eukaryota, Dinophyceae, Suessiales, Symbiodiniaceae.